Messenger RNA from Penaeus vannamei (Pacific white shrimp), 429 nucleotides. The record is from RefSeq and is a predicted model, not a curated record. NCBI's taxonomy places the organism in Eukaryota, Metazoa, Arthropoda, Malacostraca, Decapoda, Penaeidae.
AUGGAACCAGGGAAUUACAAAGCCAGCGAUUACAGACCAGCAUUUAUGGAACUAGAAUUACAAAGCCGCGAUUACAGGGCAGUCAUUUAUGGAACCAGGAAUACAAAAGCCGCGAUUAACAGGGCAAGCUUUAUGGAACCAGGAAUUACAAAGCCAGCGAUUAUAGGACCAGCAUUUAUGGAACCAGGAAUUACAAAGCCAGCGAUUACAGGACCAAGCAUUUAUAGAACCAGGAAUUACAAAGCCAGCGAUUAUAUAGGACCAGCAUCUAUAGAACCAGGAUUACAAAGCAGGAUUAUAGGACCAGCAUUUAUGGAACCAGGAAUUACAAAGCCAGCGAUUACAGGACCAGCAUUUAUGGAACCAGGGAUUACAAAGCCACGGGACUCGGUGGCCCUUUCAGUCGGUGCAGACUUGAGGAGCAAAUAA